This is a messenger RNA of Halichondria panicea, 1002 nucleotides long. Its product is annotated as USP6 N-terminal-like protein. Lineage: Eukaryota; Metazoa; Porifera; Demospongiae; Suberitida; Halichondriidae. The transcript is spliced from 5 exons. Bases 184 to 861 code for a protein of 225 amino acids. The record is from RefSeq and is a predicted model, not a curated record.
UAUUGAGAACCUACGACAAGACGGUAUCUAUGCUAUAAAGGAGUUGGGCAGACGCACAUCACCUGACGUACGACAGAUUGAUCUGGACGUGUUGAGGACGUUCAGGAACCACAUUAUGUACAGGGAACGGUACGGUAUAGGAUCAAGCAGCAGGCCUUGUUCCAUGUGCUGGUGAGCUACUCCAUGUACAAUCCUAGCCUGGGCUAUUGUCAGGGUAUGAGCAGUAUUGCAGCCGUGCUACUCAUGUAUCUCAAUGAGGAGGAUGCAUUCUGGGCUCUCGUGGCUUUAAUAGGGAACAAGAAGUACGCUAUGCAUGGUCUACUGAUACCAGGGCUGCCCAAACUGUUGACCUAUUGUGACUAUCAUGCUGACAUGAGGAAGAGGCUGUUGCCCAAACUAGACAGGCAUCUGAACAAGUAUCAUGUGAAUGCCUCAGAGUACAGUGCUGCUUGGUUUGUGAAGCUCUAUCUAGACGCUCUUCCGUUCCAGUUGGUCCUGCGUAUAUGGGAUGCCCUAUUCUUCCAGGGAGAGAGUGUCCUCGCUGCCAUGUCCCUAGUGGUACUCAAGAUGAACACUAGGCAGUUUCUUCGCGAGAGAGAGGAUGGUAUUCGUAUCUCUCUCCAGGAGCUAUCUCGUCAGUCCUUCAACGAAGAUGAGGUUAUCGCUGAGCUACAGAGUGUGACUGCCGACCUCAGCAAGUCUCGACAAGCCAUCCCACAAGUGGUGGAGCUGGUGGAACUGUCAGAGCUCAACAGACAAGCGUUGGAGAGAGCUGCUUUGAACUCUGCCUCUAGUGGAACUCAUGAUAGCUUAGUGGUGACUGGAGCUAGUCCUGAUUCUAGUGCAGAGUCGUGGGUGUGAGCCCACCCCCUCAAUCUUGUCUGUUUCUAUGGUUACACUGAUUGUUUGUAUGUCACCACACCAACUGUAUACAAGUGUGCUUCACUGUUACUGUAUGUUGUCUUGUGUAUAUAAUGUAUAUCAGAAACAAUAUUCAAUCAA